This is a messenger RNA of Laccaria bicolor S238N-H82, 1083 nucleotides long. RefSeq names its product terpene synthase metal binding domain protein. NCBI's taxonomy places the organism in Eukaryota, Fungi, Basidiomycota, Agaricomycetes, Agaricales, Hydnangiaceae. The record is from RefSeq and is a predicted model, not a curated record. The transcript is spliced from 3 exons. Bases 1 to 1005 code for a protein of 334 amino acids.
AUGGGACCCGCAGCGCAACAAUUUUACGUCCCCGAUCUGCUAUCUAUCCUCAACCUUCAGAGCAACACCAACCCACACGAGGAUGUUGUACGCGCAGAAACAGAAAAAUGGGUAUACCUCUACGGGAUCUUCACCGACGUUGCAUGGGACAAAUUUCUUGAAUCAGACGUUCCACGUUUCGCUUCGCGAACAUUUUUCUACGCCGAUCGCCAGAAGUUGAGGGAUUGUUCCGACUUCUGUCUUUUGAUGUUCGCACUGGACGAUAUAACGGAUGACGAAGACAAGAAGAAAGGGACGCUUACAAGCCAGGCAUCGAUUCACGCUAUGCAGAGUAAUGGCCCGGCGCUCUCCUCUUCGCCUGCCGAAAGGAUGAUCAAAGACUAUCGAGCUCGGUUCUUCAAAGCGACCGGACCAAUCCUUCAGAGGAGGCUUUUGAAGGGCUGGGAGGCGACUUUCAAAGCCUUCCCUAAGGAGUUAGAAGUUCGUGAAUCAAAAGAAGUAUUGUCGAUCGAAGAGUAUACCUUGAUUCGUCGGGACAGCUGUGCUCUGCGCAUGGCAUUCACCCACAUCGAGUACGCACUCGGGAUCGAGCUUCCCGACGGGGUAUACGAAAAUCCAGUUUUUAACGAGUUGUACUUGGCAGCGUUAGACAUGGCUUGGUUGUUGAACGACGUGUACUCCUACGGCAAGGAACAUGCUAAAGGACAGGCGACAUGGAAUUAUCUUACCGUCGUUAUGCACGAGAAGUCCGGCAAUCUUCAAACUGCAGCAGAUUACAGCGGCGUCAAAUUCCGCGAACUUUACGAUCGCUUCAUAGACGCAAAGUCACGUUUGCCAUCAUGGGGGAAGCCACUGGAUUCCGAUGUUGCGGCAUUUUUAGAGGGAGUUGGUAUUUGGCUGGCCGGAACUUUACGAUGGUGCUUUGAGAUGCCAAGAUAUUUUGGCCCUCAUUAUGAGGACAUUAGCUUUACAUACCUUGUUGACCUUGGGGUUUUUGACGCAUGACGGCGCCGUUAAUGUCAUUAUGAGACGAACGCAUUCCUCACAGCGUAUGAGUUGUCUAUAAACGUAUGUAUCUGGGUU